Molecule: messenger RNA, 1059 nt
Organism: Plasmodium falciparum 3D7
Lineage: Eukaryota; Apicomplexa; Aconoidasida; Haemosporida; Plasmodiidae
Source: RefSeq, a predicted model, not a curated record
AUGAUUAGGAAGAACAUGGAGAAAAAAAAAAUGUCAAACAGAAAUAUUAAUAAUAAUAUUAAUAAUAAUAUAAGUAAUAAUAUAAGUAAUAACAUGAAUAGUAACAUAAAUAAUAAUUUAAAUAACAAUUUAAAUAAUAAUUUAAAUAAUAAUAUAAAUAAUAAUAUAAAUGAUAAUAUGAAUAAUUGUCAAAACGGGAACUUUUAUGGGACUUAUAAUAAUCAGACAAAAGAUAUUUCUUUACCCUUUCAUAAAAAUAGUAUGAACGAAAUAAAUAUAAUUUCUAAAAAUAUAGAUGUAGAUAAAGGAAAUUUUGUAAAAAGUAAUAUAUUUAAUAACAUUUUAAAUGAGAAUAAUAUAUUAUAUAAUGAUAUAAAUAAAGGGAUCUAUGAUAAUAAUAUAAUUUUUGUAAAUGAAAAACAAUAUGAUCGUAUAUUAAAAAGGAGAUUACGUAAAGUUAAACAAGAUAUAGAUAGAAAGAGAAAAGUUCGUGUAUAUAUUAGUAUACAAAAAAAGAAAAGUUACCCAGAGUUUUUUUCUACUAAUACAAAUAAUUUUGGUCUUAUAUCAUCACAUCAUCAAUCUCCUCAUCAUACUCUUAUAAAUCCACAUUCUCACCCUUAUCAACUUCCAAUGAAUAAUAAUAUUAAUACAUCUCUUUAUAAUUAUGACUGGAGUUCAAAUGAUUCUUUUUUUAAAAAAAACAAUGAAAAUUCAAAUAGUUUAAUUACCCUCUUUGAAAAUAUGAAACCCAUAUUUGAUAAUAAGAAUAAUCAAAACUAUGAAAAUUACAUUUCACAAAAUAAUUUCAACCCAUAUCCUAAUAAUAAUAUUACAACCAAUGAUGAAUAUAAUAAAUAUAUUAAUAUUUGUGAUAUAAAUAAUAUACAUCAUCUAAAUAACAUGCAAGAAAUUAAUAAUUUUCAACAUCUAAAUAGCUUAGACAAUUACAAUAAUAUACAAACAUUAAAUGUAUAUAAUAAUCACAUUAACAAUAUAAGCGAAUUUACAAAUUCUAUAAGUCCCAAUUAUAAUAUCUAUGAACACUAUAACAAGUAA